This is a messenger RNA of Prorocentrum cordatum, 303 nucleotides long. NCBI's taxonomy places the organism in Eukaryota, Dinophyceae, Prorocentrales, Prorocentraceae. The record is from the annotation of a GenBank genome assembly.
AUGUGGGAGGCGAAACUGGAGCCCAUCAGCUACGGCGCUGGGACUUCAGCCUGUGGAGACAGGAGGAGGAAGAGGGAGAGUCGAAUGAAGCCAGCGCGUCAGGAGAAGGCGAGCGGUGGCAGAGGGCGGGACCGGGCUCUGGCGCUGCUCAGCGGGAUGUGGGAGGCGAAGCUGGAGCCCAUCAGCUACAGCGAAGAGAUGGAUGUAGCCGGCGCAUGUGGAGAAGGCGAGCGGUGGCAGAGGGCUCUGUCACUGCUCAGCGAGAUUGGCGGGGCGACGUUGGAGCCCGACGUCAUGCGCUAG